CGGUAAAAGCCCGGCUCGGGCUCGGCUCGUUAGUGAAACGAGCCCGAGCCCGAGCCCAACAUGAGGCUCGUUUACACUCGAGCCCGGGCUCGAGCCCGAGCAGCUCACGAGCCCAAACGAGCUCUAGUGAGUAGUGAGAGUGUGGCUGUGUGAGACUCUCAGGCCCAGCCGGCGGGCCCACGCCCAGGCCCAGUCCCACGCUCGGCUCAAAGCCUCAACCCUCAAACGCCCAAACGAAACCAAAGGAAAGAGGCAAACAGCCCGAUGCCCUAGUCUCCCACUGGCCACUCCCACUCUCCGUCUCUCCCAGCCCUUCCUCGACGGCGGCGCUCUCCCCCGAAUCCCGAUCCCCUUCCCCGAUGGCGGCGCUCUCCCCCGAAUCCCGCCCGGCUCCACCUAGCUCUGCUCUUCGGUGGUUCGAAUCGAAGAUUCGAAGGCUUGAAGGCUGAAACCCCUCUGCCUCCUCCUUUCACCACCGUCCACUGUCGUCUCAGUCCCCGACUCCACAGACAGCACCACCCUCCGAAACCCCCCCUCCAAUUUCCAAACCCCCCACACCCUUCAAACCCCCUUCACCCCUGCCUCCCUCCAAAGUCCAAACCCCUCUCGCGCUCCAAACCCCUCUAAAGUCCAAACCCCUCUCGCCCUCCAAACCUCUGUUGCUGCCUGCUGGUGACCUCCCAGACCUUCCCCGACCCGGUGACUUCCGACCCCGACUUGCUGCGGCGCUGCCCCCCGACCCCGACUUGCUGUUGCUGGUGAGUUCCCUCUUCUUUCCUCACCGUCCAUCAUCAUUCAUCUCUUUGCUCCUCACUCCUCAGCUCGGUAGGCGGCAGCUCCUCUAACCGGAUGCACUUAGAGAGAAGAAAGAGAAAAAUCAUUUGAUUUAGUUCUCUUUCUUUUAUUUAUUGUUUCUGUUUAUCUGUUAUUAUUGUUAUUAUUAUUUUUUUAUGAAAAUGUGUUUGGGACUUGAGAGGAGGGCUGAAUGUUAUGCUUUCAAGUAUUUAAAUGAAUUGGCAUCUAAAUUUGAUUGGUUUUGUUUUGGCCUUAAAUAGGCUUUGUAUGGCAUGCUUAUGUACUAAAUAUGUAAUUUGACUGGUUGUUUAUAUUUUUCUAGAAAUGUCAAAUAGCCAACAUGAAAUCGAUCAACAUGCCUCUACAGCUUAUAGUGCAAACGAACUUGCUGAAUUGGAAAAUAUUUUUGAUAAAGAUGAUGCAAUGGAUGAAAUGAAAGAAAUGGGUAUAGAACAAUCUUGGGAUGACCCAAACAGGAGGAAGAGAUCUGAGGUGUGGACUGAAUUUGAAAUCGUAACAGUAGAUGGUAACACAAAGGCAAAAUGCAAUUAUUGUAGUGCUAAAUUGGCAUGGAAGAAGGGGGGUGCCACAACUCAUCUCAAAAGACAUUUAAAUGCUUGCAUGCCUCGAAAACUUUCUAAGUCUAGCGGAGACAAAGAGUUAAAACAAAGCUUAUUGUCGUUUGAUGUUACUCAAGGUCAUGCAAUGCUAGCAACUUACAAGUAUGAUAAAGACAAGAUAAGAGAGAUUCUUGCAAAGAUGUUUAUAGUGCAUGAGUAUCCUUUUAGGAUGGUGGAACAUCAGUUCUUUGUUUUAUUCUGUAAAGCUCUUAACCCAAAAUUUGAGCUAAUAAAGCGGGUUACUUUAAGGAGUGACUGCAUGAAAAUGUUUGCAAUUGAGAAGCAAAAGUUGAGGUCAAUGUUAAGAAAUGUUGAUAAAAUUAGCUUAACGACUGAUCUAUGGACCUCAAAUCAAACAAUAGGGUACAUUUGCCUCACUGGACAUUUCUUAGAUUCUGAAUGGAAGUUGCAAAAGAGAAUUUUAAACUUUUGUAGCUUGGCACCUCCCCACACGGGAAUUGCUAUUGCUGAUUGUAUUCUUCGGUGUCUAACUGAAUGGGGGAUUGAAGAUAAGGUUUCUACUAUUACGUUAGACAAUGCAUCUUCGAAUGACACAGCGGUCAAAGUCUUGAGGGAUAAUUUUGCAAUCAAAGGAAAGCUUUACUUCAAUGGAAAAAUAUUUCAUAUUCGCUGUUGUGCACAUGUUUUGAACCUAAUGGUACAAGAUGGUUUAGCAGAAAUACGGGAUGUAAUUGAGAAUAUCCGCGAAAGUGUGAAAUAUCUGAAGAUGUCUCCUUCACGACUUCAUAAGUUUACUGAAAUUGUCAAACAGUUGAAGUUGUCAACCUCUAAAAUUCUUCAACUUGAUGUGCCUACUCGAUGGAACUCAACAUAUGAAAUGCUAGAGUCAGCAUUGGAGUUCAAAACGGUGUUUCCAAUGUACAAGGAAAGAGACUCCAACUAUAAAUGGUUACCAUCCGAGGAGGACUGGAUACGAGCUACAGAGGUUUCAAAAUUUUUGGAAGUUUUUAAUGAAGUCACAGAAGUAUUCUCAGGACGUCAAUAUCCAACUUCAAAUUUGUUCCUUAAUAAAAUUUGGAGAGUGAAGGAGAAAUUAAAUGAUAUGUCCUUCGAUACUAGAGAUUUUGUGAUGCGCAUGACUCGAAGAAUGAAUGAAAAAUUUGACAAGUAUUGGGGAGACUGUAACUUACUAAUGGCAAUUGGAGCAAUUUUGGAUCCUCGCUAUAAAAUGCAGCUCAUUAUAUUUUGUUUUCCAAAAAUUUAUGGUGAGGAUGUUUUUCAACGCCAUAUUGAUGAUGUUCAUGAAGCUUUAGAUAUGCUUUACAAGGAAUAUGUAUCUUCAGAUGGACAAAUAGAUGUUGAUGCUAGCAAUAUCCCUAGUACCUCCUCCAAAUUGAAAAGAAAAAGAAGGGCUAAUCAUGCCUUUCAUAUGUGGGCUGAACAACAUAGGAAUGUUAUUCCUUCAAAUAAAACUGAGUUGGGCAUAUAUCUAGAAGAAGAUAUUUGUAAGCCUGGUGAUGAAGACUAUGACAAGUUUGAUGCUUUGAAUUGGUGGAAAGCCAACACUCUAAAAUUUCGUACUCUAUCAAAGAUGGCUCGGGACAUACUAUCCAUUCCUAUUACUACUGUUGCUUCAGAGGCUGCAUUUAGUGCUGGAGGUAGAGUGCUUGAUCAAUAUCGUAGCUCUUUGAAGCCUGAGACUGUAGAAGCUUUGAUUUGUACUGGAGAUUGGUUGCGUCAUGAGCUUGGAUUGGAGCAGUCAUCAAAUGUUGAUGAAGAGUUUAUGCAAUGGAAUACAGAGACUGGUCUAAGCUAGACUACUUGAGAAUUUGAGAUUUAUUAUGUUUAUUGUGCUUCUUGAACUCUUUUGUAGAACUUGAUUUGUAUUGGAUGUUUUUUAGUUUUGCGGGGUUUCACUUCGACAUUUGGACCAUUUAAAUUCUCUUUGAUUGUCAUUGCCUUUGUGCUUGGAUGUGGUUAAAUUCUCUUCUCUUUGAUUGUCAUUGCCUUUGUGCCAUCGAAUUCUCCAGAGCAAAGAUUCUGUGAAGCUGUGAGUGGUUUCAAUUUGAAGCAGAUUCAUGCCCUUGAUCUCAAAAAUACAAAUAUUUUUGCCAGCCAACUAAAGUGCAGUCUGAACCCCCAUUAUGUUUAGGUUGGUGGUGAAUGAGAAGAUUGUCAUACUUAGACUAACCAUCCUCCGCAUGUAACAACCCUAUAUAUGGAUGUAGGACAUCAAGGGAUCUUGCAUGGAUGCAAGCUGUUUGUGGAGCAUAAUUGUUUGUAUGAAGCUACUUUUAAGGAUCUGAUGUAGCUCAUAGUCAUGCAUCACAGGCUUGUCUAAUAAUCCUCCACUGAAGGAUUUUAGGAUAUACAUAAUGCAGAUGAGAAUAUGAGAGACAGGAGAUUGUCUUACAGAGUAAGACAUGCUUUUAUGGUUACCAUUAUUGAUUAUAAGCGAGUGAAAAUUCAACAUUCUUAACAAUUAUCA
This is a messenger RNA of Phoenix dactylifera (date palm), 3864 nucleotides long. The record is from RefSeq and is a predicted model, not a curated record. NCBI's taxonomy places the organism in Eukaryota, Viridiplantae, Streptophyta, Magnoliopsida, Arecales, Arecaceae.